Messenger RNA from Effrenium voratum, 1467 nucleotides. The record is from the annotation of a GenBank genome assembly. NCBI's taxonomy places the organism in Eukaryota, Dinophyceae, Suessiales, Symbiodiniaceae.
GUGGUGGGAGGCGCCGCAGGGGGCGGCAUCGUGGUGCGGGAAGGGGAGAAGCUAGCUUCCCCGGAGCUGGCGCGACUGGGUACCGGCGCGGUGGUGCGAGAGAAGGAGCUCAAGGCCGACCGGCUGCACUUCGAGUUGGUGUGCGGGGAGGGUCCGGCCAGCGGCUGGGUCAGCCUCAAGAUGAAGGGCCGUGACCUGGUGGUGAAAUGCGAAGGUACCCGGCCAUUCUGGCUGAAGCCGAGCCGGGUGAAGGGCAGCGUGCUGUUUCUGUCCAUCCCCUGGAAGGGGCACAUCGUUCACUUGCGCCGGAUAGGCCAGUGGUUUUUGGGACUGCCUGGUCUCCGGAUGCACUUCGCCUGCUUCCCAGCGGAGGAGGCAGACCUCCGGAAGCAGGGCUUUGAGGUCCAUGUGACGGAAGGUGAGGAGAGCGUGUGCUCCGAAUACUUCGCAGUGAUAGAGGACGGCUUCAGGGACCUGGCGCGCGGCGAGAAGCAGGCGCAGUCCGAGGGCGGGGCCAAGCUCCUUCAGUACGUGGUGAGGCACCAGGCGAGCUACAUGGAGAAGAACCAGGACCCUCUGGCCUCCUACUUCUCCUUCUGCUUCCGUGUGCUUGGUAGCGUGAAGCCAGAUGUGGUGGUUUGCGAUGGCUUCUGCGGCUACAGUAACCUGGUCCCGGCCUACUGCGCGGCGGAGCAGAUCCGCUUCCUUCCGGUGCAAUCCCCGGGGAUCCCGGAGGACUUCACCAAGAACGUGGAUGAGGGGGCACCACAGGUGGAGGACGACAAGCUGCCGCCCGAGAUCACGGCCAAGGCCUUCGGGGUGUCGGUGGAGCUGGUGAAGGCCAUGGAGCAGAAGGUGGAGCCCUCCCAGAUGCCCCAGGCGAACCCCAGCCAGCUAAGCCUCAUGGGCCUGGGCGGCAUGGUGACUUCGCUGCCUUUGGAGGUGGCGGGUUUCAUGGCGUCGCCCCUGGCCAAGAAGCUGAAGGUCCCCGUGAAGGUGGCCGGCGCCAUCAUCAAGAACCUGGCCACGGGCACCUACAUGGCGGAGAUCUAUCCCAGUACCAGGAGCGUGGUGGGGCAGCAGACGCUGAAGGAGCGGUGCCUCUUCGCAAGUCCCCUGCUGCCACUGCCCAAGCCGCUGGAGAACGGCCAGCUGCAGCGCGACAAGGAGACCUUCGAGGCCACGCUCGCGCCCGUCGAGCCCGAGCUCCUGGCGUGGCUGUUCAGUGAGGACAAGGCGCCCAUUGUCUACGUGGCCUUUGGCAGCAUCGUGAGGCCGAGCCAGGACAUGAUCUCGAAGCUGGCCAAAGCGCUAGACGGCGAGUGGCGGGUGCUCUGGGUGCUGCCCGACGAGCUGCAGGGCUUCCUGCCGUCGGAGCGGCCCGCGUCCUGGCGAGUGGAGCGGUUCGUGCCGCAGGCGGAUGUUCUGAAGUGUGACAGGCGGGUGGGUUCCGUGUGCGCGUUCUGA